This is a messenger RNA of Adineta ricciae, 399 nucleotides long. The record is from the annotation of a GenBank genome assembly. NCBI's taxonomy places the organism in Eukaryota, Metazoa, Rotifera, Eurotatoria, Adinetida, Adinetidae.
AUGCCGAAAGUAAACAGACGUCCUCGCCACCGUGCUGCAUCAUCAGCUAGUUCAACAACUAGCAACAAUAAUGCUGCUACUGAAAGAGGAGCAUCGAAUGAUGUUCCUUAUAAGAAGAUUUCUGUCGAUCAAGACAACGUAAGUGUUCUUUAUGAACACAUCAAGAGUGCUGAUGGUCAAACCAGCAGUAUUCGUUUACAUAUUAGUAAACGAGGAGCACUUGGCCCUCCACCACCACCACCACGAACAACAACAACUGCUCAAAAUAAUGAGCACAAUAUACAACGGGUGACAACCGUCGUCAUCAACGAUGACCGUGCUGGUCUGACGGUCGAUGUCGCAUCGACCAAAAGUGAUAAUGAUGCGUUUAACAUCAUUAUCACAAAUAAUUGUAAUUGA